UUCGCUCCACUCCCCGAGGUCGAGGGGUACAGGUUCCUCGUGUUCUUCUCCGAAUCCCGACGCCGCAGACCUUCUUGGUUUCCACCUCCACCUCCUAUCCUACACGGUGCUGACUUCUGGAGGCAUCAGAAGUUCAGAACACGUCGUCGCAAAGCCGCUGCUGCGAAUUUAUAGAGCGAGAAACAGGGGCGUGUGUGCAUUGUUGCAAUACCUGCGUGAGCAGCAGAUGCGUCAUGCCUGCGCGCGGAGAGUGUAGAUAGUUUGGCAGCCGACAGCGCGAAUGGGAUCGAGGCAGCGGCGCCGUUAUCACGGAGGUUGCGCGGUGCCGGGUGUGGCUCCGGGAGCGGCGGCGUGCUUGGCGGCGGCGCUGCUGCUUCUCAUGCUCGCGUUCCACUGCGUCCUGUCGCCGCCGCUAGGCGACGGAGGCCGCGACGACUCUCCCCGGCCUCAGAGCCCCACGUUCGUGUCGAACAAUCUGGGUGAAUUGCGCAGGAAUGUGCUUGCUGCCGAUACUACGAACGCGCACGCUUCUAACACUACAGUUGGUGGGAGCCAAAUGGGGGAAGAACUCUGGGGCUCGGGGGCUGGAAACGACUUCUACGGGUGUAGCAACGCCAGCGCUGAGUUUGCAGGAGCCGAAGCUAACACUGAAUUAAAUAGGUACUUGAUGAUUGACGCUAGUGGCGGCUUGAACCAGCAGCGAACAGGGAUCAUAGAUGCUGUUGUUGCAGCACGCAUUCUAAAAGCAAUUCUUGUUAUACCACAGCUCGAUCAAAAAUCUUUCUGGGAAGAUUCAAGUGAUUUUGCUGAUAUCUUUGAUGCUGAUUACUUCAUAUCCUCCCUCUCAAAAGAUGUAAAGAUCGUACAACAACUACCUGAUAUGAUCGGCAAAACAUCUCUCCCAUACAAGAUACGUGUCCCUAGGAAAUGUACACCCUUAUGCUACGAAAACCGAGUGUUACCUGCUCUUUUGAAGAAAAAUGUGGUUCAAUUAACCAAAUUCGACUAUCGGGUUUCGAAUCGGUUAGAAACUUACCUUCAAAAACUGAGAUGUAGAGUCAAUUAUCACGCAUUGCGAUUCACUGAUACAAUACAUAAAAUGGGUGAAAUGCUUGUUCAGAGAAUGAGGGAGAAAAGUGGCGGACGCUUUAUCGCUCUUCAUUUAAGAUUUGAGCCUGACAUGCUUGCCUUCUCUGGAUGCUACUUUGGAGGUGGGGAAACAGAGAGAAGGGAGUUGGGCACAAUACGUAAGAGAUGGAAGAAUUUGCAUGAAGCCAAUCCUGACAGAGAACGGCACCAUGGCAAGUGCCCCCUAACCCCAGAGGAGGUUGGAUUAAUGCUGAGGGCCUUAGGAUUUGGAAGGGAUGUACACAUGUAUGUUGCAUCAGGAGAUGUGUAUGGUGGAGAGGAAACUUUGGCACCACUGAAGGCACUUUUCCCAAAUUUUUACUCAAAGGAAACACUGGCAAGCAAACAAGAGCUGGAACCGUUCUUGCCAUUCUCUUCUCGCAUGGCUGCCCUGGAUUUCGUUGUGUGUGACCAGAGCAAUGUUUUUGUGACGAACAACAACGGCAACAUGGCCAGAAUGUUGACUGGCCGCAGGAGAUAUUUCGGGCACAGGCGGACCAUAAGACCGAACACUAGAAAGCUUAACUCCCUCUUUCUGAACCGAACCAGUAUGAGUUGGGACACAUUUGCUUUCAAAGUUCAGACAUUUCAAAAGGGAUUCAUGGGGGAGCCAAAUGAGGUAGAGCCUGGAAGAGGUGGAUUCUAUGAGUACCCAUUGGAUUGCAUCUGUCAAAAGACCAAGGGAAAUGCUGAGCGUACUAUGGAUCAUCUAAGCAAGGAUGCUACCAUUAUUACGGAGAAACAUCUUACUGACAGAGACGGGAGGGAUCUGGACUUUAUGGAGCACACACCAUUGGCAACGGGCUCCUCCAAUGAGACGGAAUCGGACUAUAGUCAUGGCAACGGUUUGGACAUUCCAGAAAUGGAUGAUAUGAUCUCAGAUUAAUCACAAUCGGGUCGUCGCAUGUAUUGCCUCAAAGUGAUUCCUUUGUUCGUUUCAUAUACAUCAUUAGUUAAGAUUAUCAAAGAACUGAUGCUUAUGUAUAGUUACAAGCAGGUGAAUCAUUUGAAGUAAACUCCAUGCUCCCUGAAGAACAUUGCAUCUUGUAUGAUGAUGAACUACACAAUGAAACCAGCUUGAGACGAUUACAAAGUAACAAACACCUCUGCUGUGCGUCCAGUCCGCUUCCUGAAGCAAAACAGAGGCCCAGCAAAAUCAUCUCCGCGCGCCGCGCGCCGUCGCGGCUGGCGUGUGGAAGCUCUUCCAGGAUCUGGGGACGGGGGAAAUCACAACUGACAGCUCGACCUGAACCCUGUGCGUUCCGCCUAGCAUUGCCUGCAGACCGCAGCCCAGCAGUUUCGAUACACGUACAUCUGCAUGUUUUCCAUAGUGAUCGCUAUUCCUCCGUUUGGAGGAGCAGGCUGUUCGGUUCAAACUCGGAAGGGUAACUGGGAUCAAAUUUGUCUGUUACUUCGUUUCUUUGCCAAACAUUUGUAACUUGAUUCAUUUUAGCCUACAAAUACUAUGUUUAGAUUUAGCCAUUGCUUGGAUUAAAGUGCUUAG
This is a messenger RNA of Setaria italica (foxtail millet), 2632 nucleotides long. RefSeq lists its product as uncharacterized. Bases 281 to 2014 code for a protein of 577 amino acids. The record is from RefSeq and is a predicted model, not a curated record. The transcript has 10 exons. NCBI's taxonomy places the organism in Eukaryota, Viridiplantae, Streptophyta, Magnoliopsida, Poales, Poaceae.